This is a messenger RNA of Arabidopsis lyrata subsp. lyrata, 2593 nucleotides long. Its product is annotated as dymeclin. Gene Ontology annotation, biological process: Golgi organization. Gene Ontology annotation, cellular component: Golgi apparatus. Bases 218 to 2416 code for a protein of 732 amino acids. The record is from RefSeq and is a predicted model, not a curated record. The transcript is spliced from 18 exons. Lineage: Eukaryota; Viridiplantae; Streptophyta; Magnoliopsida; Brassicales; Brassicaceae.
AAGUCUAAACCCUUGGUAUCGAAGCAUUUGUUUUAUCAGUUUGAAUCUUCAAUUUAAUCUCAGAUUUAGAUCCAAAAUUCAGAGCAAGAUCUUUGCAUUGUUCAUCUCUUACUUUGUAAUGCUGUUGUUCUUUAUCGGAACCAACUCGGUGGACGCGAUCGAUUGACUCGUUCUCUUUUUGGAUCCUUGUUGACUCGGCGAGCUUGGCUUAGGAGACAUGGGUGGUGUGCCUUCAACGCCGCGAAACACCGGUGGUGAUGAUGUCUCGGUGGCGGAGUACCUCAUUGCGACUUUUGUUGGGGAGAAAUCGUUUCCUUUGGCGUCUGAUUUCUGGAACAAGCUCCUCGAGCUUCCGUUGAGUUCUCGGUGGCCUAGUGAUCGUGUUCAACAAGCCUGUGAACUUUUUGAACAAAGCAAUGGCUACACUAGGCACCUUGCAAAACUAUUGAUUCAUCUAUCUUGGUGUUUGCAAGAGCUUCUUCAAGCUUCUGAUGAUCAGUCUUCUAUCUAUAUGAAAGCUGUUAAUGCAACAUAUAUUUCUUCCGUGUUUUUGAAGUAUUUGAUUGAGAAUGGAAAAAUUGACAGUCUCCAAGAGUUGCAUCUCUCUCUGGACGAAAGUGAACCAGUCCCACAUGGCUUUGUAAUGGAUCAAGACAUCCAGAAUUUUGUCAUGCAUAGUGUGCUGAGCUUCAUUGGAUCAAAUGAAGUGAGUCCCAACUCGUAUGUUCUACAUCAGGAACUUCUGAACUUCAUGCUUGUUACAAUGUCGACACAGCUUCUUUCCGGACCAUCACCUGGACCAAGAGAUGCGAGCCCUUUUAUUGAUGCAGCAAUGUCUCAGGAAAAGUCUAUAGUCUGUCUCGUAGUCAGAAGAUUGCUACUUAAUUAUAUUUCCCGACACCGUACUCCUCCAAAUGCAAUUUCGUAUAUGUAUUCUGAUGGAGAUUCACAAGGCAUUUUGGGAAGAGUUGGUUCUGCAGCUGCGAGUUUUGUGCUCUUGCCUUUGAACUAUCUUGUAAGUAACAGUGGCGGAUCUAAAAAUCCACUAGCGGAGUGCAGCCUUCAUGUUUUACUUAUCCUAAUUAACUAUCACAAGUCUAUCAUGAGUGAUGAGUCUAUGACGGAUAAAAGUGAUGACAGUGCUACUUCGGAAUCAGUUUCUAAAGUCCAUGUAUUUUCCUCUGGCAAUACUUUUAGCAAGGCUCUAGCAAAUGCUAGAGAUGUUGAAUUUGACCGCUCAGAUGUGGAGGGAAAUGCCCACCCUGCUGGUCAACAUGUUCGGAUACCAUUUGCUUCACUAUUUGAUACUCUCGGCAUGUGUUUAGAUGAUGAGGGCGCUGUCUUGCUCCUCUACUCAUUGUUGCAAGGGAAUUCCGACUUUAAGGAGUAUGUGUUGGUGCGAACUGAUUUGGAUACUUUGUUGAUGCCCAUUCUGGAAACGCUGUAUAACGCUUCAAAGAGAACAUCAUCUAAUCAAAUAUACAUGAUGCUAAUUGUACUUCUCAUACUUAGUCAGGAUUCAUCUUUCAAUUCAAGCAUUCACAAGAUGAUACUGCCUAGCGUGCCAUGGUACAAGGAGCAUCUCCUUCAUCAGACGUCUCUUGGUUCCGUAAUGGUCAUUAUUCUCAUAAGAACAGUGCAGCAUAACCUUUCUAAACUUCGGGAUGUGUAUCUGCAGACUACUUGUCUUGCUACGUUGGCUAACAUGGCACCUCAUGCCCAUCAUUUAAGUGCAUAUGCCUCACAGAGGCUUGUCAGCCUUUUCUACAUGCUUUCUCGAAAGUAUAACAAGUUAUCGGAGUUGACAGGUGAUAAGGUCCAAAGCAUCAAAAUUAGCUUGUCAGGAGAGGAUCUUGACGUUUCAGAAGAUUUGGCAGCAGAGUUGCAGAUCUUUACUGAUUUCCUGAGACUUGUCCUAGAUAUAUUAAAUGCAAUUUUGACAUACGCAUUGCCGAGAAAUCCCGAGAUUGUCUAUGCGAUUAUGCACCGACAAGAAGUGUUCCAACCUUUCAAGAAUCAUCCGCAGUUCCAUGAGCUAGUGGAAAAUAUAUACACUGUCUUAGACUUUUUCAAUAGCCGCAUGGACUCUCAAAGAUCGGAUCGAGAAUGGUCAGUGCAGAAAGUUCUUCAAUUCAUCAUCAACAAUUGCCGGUCUUGGCGAGGUGAAGGCAUGAAGAUGUUUACUCAACUUCACUUCUCAUACGAGCAAGAAAGCCACCCAGAAGAGUUCUUUAUUCCAUAUGUUUGGCAGCUAGCUUUUUCCCGAUGUGGAUUCAGUUUUAAUCCAGACGCCAUCAACUUAUUCCCAGUGCCACACCCAGCUGGAAAAGAGAUAGAAGACGGAAGAGGAGAAGAAUCAGAAGGGAAAGAGAAGGUGCAAGAGUUGAAAGGACAGAGAAUCGUCUUCGAUCCAUAAGUAUUUUUCGAUAUAGGAGAGCUUCGAUGAGGGCGUAUGUAUAUAUUUAUACGGUCUAGGGUUCAAAUUAAUGUCUCCAAUAGUAUAUGUUUUUUAACAAUGUAACUUUUCAGUCUAUAGAUAUUCAAUCCAUUAAUAGAGGUACUCUCUCUUGAGCCUCUGGAGUCUUAAACCAAA